AUGAAUUAAAAACAACUGACUUCUAUUGAUUAUUAAGGCUAAUUGACUAUUUAUGAUUGCUAGAGAUUCAAACUCUAAGACAAGAUUAAAAUAUCUGAUUUGCCAUUAAAGCAAGUGAUUAUUGAUGAAUUUCAUGAGAGACUAAUAGUUUCAGGGUAUAUGUCUACAAUAUACUCAAUUGAUAUGAAUACCCUUAAAGUAAUAGCAGAGUUUCAACCUAAGCACGAGGAGCCUUGCAAAAAGAUUUACCCUUGCAUCAAGAAACUAGAUUUUAAUAGCAUCUUAGUUGGAACUGGAAAUGAGAACCUUAGGAAAAUUGAUACUUUGCAUCAGGGAAGAGGAUUACUUUUCAGUUAUGACUUAAGAGAUAAUUAAGUAAAUACUAAGUUCAGAGGGCAUUUUGAUUACAUAUUAGAUCUAGAAGUCAUUAAUGAGAAGUAUUUCGUCAGCAGUAACCAUAUUGAUAAGAUGAAAGUAAUUGAUCAGAAUUUACUAGUGUGGGACAUCAGAAAUAUCAUAAAGGGAGGACAUAUCACUAGACAAGUAUCCAUUGGAAUGGAUAUUGGUGACUAUAAGAAUUGUAAUGCUAUCUAUUCUGGUAGCUAGGAUGGGAAAUUAUACAUUUAUGACUUAAAGCAAUACAAGCUCAAAUAGGCUGUUGAUCUGUUUGAAUUUGAUAUGCUAGUAGAUGUGGAUUUUAAUAUUCACAACGGAUAGAUUGCUUGUCUAAGCAGUAAGCAUAAACAGUACGAAAAUAAUAUUUCUAUUUUGAAUCCUAAUUUAUUUUGA
This is a messenger RNA of Stylonychia lemnae, 789 nucleotides long. Lineage: Eukaryota; Ciliophora; Spirotrichea; Sporadotrichida; Oxytrichidae. The record is from the annotation of a GenBank genome assembly.